Molecule: messenger RNA, 2787 nt
Organism: Chrysochloris asiatica (Cape golden mole)
Lineage: Eukaryota; Metazoa; Chordata; Mammalia; Afrosoricida; Chrysochloridae
Product: zinc finger protein 484-like
Biological process (GO): regulation of DNA-templated transcription
Source: RefSeq, a predicted model, not a curated record
AUGAAUAAGUUGCAGAAUUAUUUUUUGCCUAUCCCCAAUCCUGACCCCUUCUCAUUGAACAAGAAUGUGUUUUUACAGGGAUUAGUGUUAUUCAAGGAUGUAACUGUAGACUUCUCCAGGGAUGAGUGGCAACAAUUGGAUCUUGCUCAGAAAAGUUUGUAGAGGGAUGUGAUGCUAGAAAACUACUUCAGCUUGGUCUCAGUGGGGUAUCAUAUUUCCAAACCACAAGUUAUCUUCAACUUUGAGCAAGGAGAAGAACCAUAUUUGUUGGAUGAUUGUGAAAUCUGGUAUCAGAGCUGUCUAGUUGGGGAUAUUGGAUUUGAAACUUCACAGGGAAUUUCUGAAGUUUUGUUCCAGUUGGAGAGAACUAAUCCACUCACAGAAGAUAACUCAUUGUAUUCCAUUUUAGAAGAAUUGUGGCAACAUGAUGAAUGGAUAGGUAGAUAUGAGGAAAAUCAAAACAGACAUUUAAGUUAUGUUGCCUUCAUCAGUAGGAAAACAUUAUGUAAUGAGAGGCACUAUGAAUAUAAGGAUAUAAAAGAUAUGGUUCAUUUAAAUUCAUACCUCGGUCCUUCACGAGAAAUACUCCACAACUAUGGCUUAUUUGAAAAGAGUGUAAAGUCUACUGUAAACUUAAAUAAUCAUAAUAGAACCAAUGCAACAGAAAAUCUUGAUAAGAUUAUCAUAGAUGGUGGCAAUUUGACUCAUGUGAAUUCUCAUACAGAAAUUAAUGUUUGUGAAUGUAGUCAGCACAAGAAACUUGAGAGUCAAAUGCAAGUUGUCAUUCAUAAUCAGAAAAUUUAUACUGAGGAGAACCUCUGUUCUGACUACAUAAAAGUUUCCACUUUGAAAUUGCAUGUUUUUGUCUAUCAAAACUGAAGAAAUUGCAUGUUUUUGUCUAUCAAAACUGAAGAAAAACAUGAGUGUAGCAAAUGUGAGAUAAUUGGCACUCAGCAGCCUCAACUUGGUAUAAUUCAGAGUGUUUAUACGAGAGACAAACCCUACAUAGACAUUGAACAUUGGAGGGAAUUUUCCUUGAAGUCAAACCAUCAGAAAACACAUGCUGACAAGAAUCACUAUAAAUGCAAUGAAUAUAUGGAAACUUUUACCCGUAAGUCUGAUAUGUUCAAAUUUCAGAGUUUUAACCUUGGAGAAAAACCCUAUAAAUACAGCGAACAUGGGGAAAUUUCUCAGAAUUCAGAACUCCAUAUACACAAAAACGUUUAUAUAGGAGAGAAACACUUUGAAUGUACUGAAUGUGGAAAAGCUUUCACAAGGAAAUCAACACUAAGUAUGCAUCAAAAAGUUCAUACAGUAGAAAAACCUUAUGUAUGUACUGAAUGCGGGAAGGCCUUUACCCGGAAGUCAUAUUUUAUUGCACAUGAGAGAAUUCAUACUGGAGAGAAACCCUAUGAUUGCAUUGACAGUAGGAAAUCUUUUACUAAGAAAUCUCAACUUCAUGUGCAUCAGCGAAUUCACACAGGAGAAAAUUCCUUUAUGUGUUCAGAAUGUGGGAAGGUCUUUACCCACAAAACAAAUCUCAUUAUACAUCAGAAAGUUCAUACUGGGGAGAGACCCUAUAUAUGUACAGAAUGUGGGAAGGCCUUUACUAACAGGUCAAAUCUCAUUAAACACAAAAAAAUCCAUACAGAAGAAAAACCUUAUAGAUGCAGUGACUGUGGAAAAUCAUUCACCUGGAAAUCACGGCUCAGGGUACAUCAGAAAUGUCAUACUGGAGGGAGGCACUAUGAGUGCAGUGAAUGUGGGAAAGCCUUCAUCCAGAAAUCCACACUAAGUAUGCAUCAGAGAAUUCAUAAAGGAGAGAAACCCUAUGUUUGUACUGAAUGUGGGAAGACCUUCUUCCAGAGGUCACAUUUUAUUAUACAUGAGAUAAUUCAUACUGGAGAGAAACCUUAUGAAUGUAGUAACUGUGGGAAAUCCUUUCCUAAGAAAUCACAAUUCCACGUGCAUCAACACAUUCAUACUAGAGAGAAAUCCUAUGUAUGCAGUCAGUGUGGAAAGGGCACUGACAGAUCAAAUCUCUUUACACACCAGAAAAUUCACACUCGAGAGAAACCCUAUACAUGUAGUGACUGUGGAAAAGCCUUCACUCGGAAGUCAGGUCUUCAUAUACAUCAACAGUCUCAUACUGGAGAAAGACAUUAUGAGUGCAGAGAUUGUGGGAAAGCCUUUGCAAGAAAAUCAACACUAAUUAUGCACCAGAGAAUUCAUACAGGAGAGAAAUCCUAUAUUUGUACUGAAUGUGGGAAGACCUUUAUCCAGAAGUCACACUUAAAUAGACAUAGAAAAAUCCAUACUGGAGAGAAACCCUAUGAGUGCAAUGCCUGUGGAAAGUCUUUUUUUAAAAAAUCACAGCUUCAUGAGCAUCAUCAAAUUCACACAGAAGAGAAGCCAUACAUGUGUGUUGAAUGAAAGGUCUUCACCAUCAGAUCAAAUUUUAUUAAACACCAGAAACUUCAUACUAAACACCACAACUCAAUAUAUCAAAGAAAUCUGAAUCUGAGGAAAAAUGAUUGUCCAAUGCCACAGUCAUGGUGUGGUGAUACAAAGAAUUAUAGCAGUAGGUGCCUCACACCAACAGGUAUCCAAGUGCCAAAUAGUCAUCAGUUAUGUAAGCAGCAGCUUACAAUUAAUGUAACUAGCACUGAGAUCAUGGAACUAAGCCACAAGGACACAGGUCUUAAUAAGAGUACUUUGGAUCCUCAACCUUGUCUACAGAAAUCUGGACUUUCCUACGAAUUUCUGUUGAAGAGACUAAGAAAGUGA